AUGUUAGCGGUGGGACAGAUGGAUGCUAAUCGCCAGAGCGCAUUCGUCCUUAGCAGUGCGCCGCUAGCCGCGCUGCACAACAUGGCCGAGAUGAAGACCUCCCUGUUCCCCUACGCCCUGCAGAAUCCCUCCGGUUUCAAGGCGCCGGCCCUGGGCGGACUCAACACGCAGCUCCCCUUGGGGACACCGCACGGAAUAAGCGACAUCCUGGGGCGGCCCGUGGGCAGUGCCAGCAACCUGCUGGGCGGGCUGCCCCGCAUCAACGGGCUGGCGGCCUCGGCCGGGAUGUACUUCAGUCCCGCUGCCGUCUCCCGCUACCCGAAGCCUCUGGCGGAGCUGCCGGGACGGCCGCCCAUUUUCUGGCCGGGAGUGGUGCAAGGCUCUCCCUGGAGAGACCCCCGGCUCGCCUGUCCCGCUCAGACUGGGAUGGUUUUGGACAAGGACGGCAAGAAGAAACACUCCCGACCGACUUUCUCUGGGCAGCAGAUAUUCGCUUUAGAGAAAACCUUCGAACAGACGAAAUACUUGGCAGGACCAGAGCGCGCCCGGCUCGCCUACUCCCUGGGGAUGACUGAGAGCCAGGUGAAGGUUUGGUUCCAGAACAGACGGACCAAGUGGCGGAAGAGACACGCGGCAGAGAUGGCCUCGGCAAAGAAGAAGCACGACUCGGAGACGGAGAAGCUGAAGGAGAGCUCGGACAAUGAGGACGAUGACGAAUACAACAAGCCCCUGGACCCCAACUCAGACGAUGAAAAAAUCACGAGGCUAUUGAAAAAGCACAAAUCCACGAACCUGUCCCUCGUCAGCCCCUGCAGCACCAGCUCGGAUACGUUGUGAGGGCGCGGGGCCGACGGCCGCGGCGGGGGUGAGUGUAAACUGGGUGUUUGAAGUGGUGUGUUGUACAGCCUAAGAUGUAUGUGAAAUGUAUAUAUUUUUUACAGAAUAAGUUAUGAAUUUAUUUUCUUUCUCGUCGAUGUAAAUUUCAGAGAAAUUUUUUCAACUUUUUGGGUUUUGUGUUCCUUUAAGGUUUCCUGUUCUUUACUUUAGCUUUCCUGUUAAUUUCCUGCUCCUAACAAUCAGGUUUUGUUACGUUUUCUAUGGGUCCCAAGUCCGAGCUCAGCCACUUUGUAUAUAGUAAAUUUCACAAUUUGUGAUGUAUAUUUCUAGUGUAAAAAACAGCAGUUUUCUUUCACUCCGUCCCUCAGUGUGUUGGCAGUUUCAUUUCUCCUGCCUCUGGAUUUUAUGCUUAAUAAUACCAAAAAAGCCAAACCAAUGCCCCAAAAAAGCACGAGAGGAAAAUGGACACUUGAUUUUACAUUAGAAUGUCUCCACACGUGUUGGAAAGACUUUGUAUAAAUCAAUAAAUUAUUUAACAACCUUCUCCUUU
Sturnus vulgaris (Common starling) is the source of this 1387-nucleotide messenger RNA. RefSeq names its product NK6 homeobox 2 (gene NKX6-2). Lineage: Eukaryota; Metazoa; Chordata; Aves; Passeriformes; Sturnidae. Gene Ontology annotation, biological process: cell differentiation; regulation of transcription by RNA polymerase II. Gene Ontology annotation, cellular component: nucleus. Gene Ontology annotation, molecular function: DNA-binding transcription factor activity, RNA polymerase II-specific; RNA polymerase II cis-regulatory region sequence-specific DNA binding. The record is from RefSeq and is a predicted model, not a curated record.